AUGUCCGAGUACCUCGGCUGGACAGAGAGGCGACCUCCACUGGGUUCCAGACCUUUCGCCAAAGAAGACAUGCUUCCCGGUGGACCCGUUACUCAGAGUUAUGAGAACUACGUGAAAAAUAUUUUUCAUCCAAUGAACCGAGCGAAAAAGGAAACAGGCGUUGACCGUGGAGUAUCUGCCUCAAAUAUGUUGAAAAUGGAACAGUCACUGGGCAAAUAUGCGAUUGAUGAUUCAUUGGACACAUAUGACGAUACUGGGUUGUACAUGAAGACUCCUCUCGAGUCGCUUUACGCCGAGCUCGGCUUGGAUAAACCGGAGCAUGCGCUCUACCGGCAGUUCCCAGUGUACAUGCCAAAACAGUCCAGCGAAUACUUCGCCAUUUCACAUGGAGCUGAACGACGGCCUGAUCGCUACCCGGCUCCAUGCUUCUCGUCGUAUCGGGAGAGAGACGAUGAUGAGUACGCAAAGAAUAAUCGUAAGACGUUGAUCGACUACAAAGACUUUGACAGACCUGAAAAAGCUCAAAGAUAUGCCUAUGAUGGUUUCCUAUAUUCGCCUCUCUCACCGUACCUCUACAAAGACCAUCCGUAUGUCAGGUCACAAGAUUCGCGAAUUGUGGGAUCGAAUUUUGUCCAGGUGACUUCCCGUCCGAAAGAUCGCUUCCUCGAGAAAGUUGAGCAGACUCUGGCCGAGGUACGAGCAAUGCCAAGAUAUACAUGA
Necator americanus (New World hookworm) is the source of this 720-nucleotide messenger RNA. RefSeq lists its product as uncharacterized. Bases 1 to 720 code for a protein of 239 amino acids. Lineage: Eukaryota; Metazoa; Nematoda; Chromadorea; Rhabditida; Ancylostomatidae. The record is from RefSeq and is a predicted model, not a curated record. The transcript is spliced from 7 exons.